Annulohypoxylon truncatum is the source of this 1494-nucleotide messenger RNA. Its product is annotated as Sin3 associated polypeptide p18-domain-containing protein. The record is from RefSeq and is a predicted model, not a curated record. The transcript has 2 exons. Gene Ontology annotation, molecular function: transcription factor binding; transcription corepressor activity. The coding region runs from base 272 to 952 and encodes 226 amino acids. Gene Ontology annotation, cellular component: nucleus. Lineage: Eukaryota; Fungi; Ascomycota; Sordariomycetes; Xylariales; Hypoxylaceae. Gene Ontology annotation, biological process: negative regulation of DNA-templated transcription.
UCUUAUCGUUGAAGCUUCCCCGAGCUCGCGCCUCCGCCUGCUCCUGCUCAAAGAUUUGGGCCUCCUUUUACCACGGCUCGGAAGCCUCGACGACCGAAGAUCUAAAUUUAGCCCCCUGAUAUAUUAACAUUCCGACCUUUUCUGCUAGCCGACCUCUUCCCGUAGCAACAACAUGAAUUGAGAGCGAAGAUUGGCUCGUCCCUACGAAGGUGUCCUUCCAAGGUUCUUAGGGUUACAGCUUAGGGGGAAUUGAUACCACACCAACAUCGCCAUGGAUCGUCACACAACUCCGCCGUUUAUGCUGCGGCUUUUCUACCGAACAGGUGCAUUUCACAGACCGGACGAGUUCACUAAUGGACCAUUCCCACCACACAUAACUAUACAUGCUUGGCCCGACGUCACCCUAACCGAGCUUGUCUUUAACAUUGCCGCCGCGAAACCGCACCUUCUCCCCGACCCGGCGGUAGGCACUCGGGUAGCCUUCCGCCUCAUCUUCCCAGACACCCGCAACAACGCCGCUGGUCACACGACAGCUCGUUACGCUGUCAAAGACCUAGGCAGCGUAAUAAUAGGUGACGGAGGUAAAGGCCUAGACCCCGACGACAUUGAGGCCGAGAAGGAGGCUGAGGCCGAGGGCGAGAAGACCCUAGCGGACGCCAGGUUUGUUGUCGGCGACUUCAUAUCCUGCGCCGUCCUCCCUCCGCUACCUAAUGGAGCCGUUGCUCCAGUGUCUAGCGCUAAGAACGGGCUUGGCGAGUCGAGAACUCGACCGCUUAGCGGUUCGUUCGGAGGAAGUGAGAAUGGACAGGGCCGGCCUGCAAGACCAAGAAAUAGUGGUAGGGGAUAUGAUGGGUUCAACCGUGGUAGCAUACCAUCGGGCGAGUGGAGAAGAGGAGAGCGAUUACCUGAUCCGCCGCCGGUUGGACGCGGUAGAGGAGGAAGACGAUAUUGAUGUAUGAUGGUGCUAUAUACGAUGACGUGUCCUGCAGACUACACGAGGAUCGGUGUGAGGCCAAUUGGACCUGAAGGUGAGGGGGGAAACGCAGUAUGGUAUAGAUGCUUUCAUGUGGACAAAUAACAAAGUGAGUUAUCAAUUUUAACCAACCUUACAAAUUGUAUCGAUAUAGUUUCCUGUCUGUGAUUAGUUCCAUGAUGAUUACUAACUUGACUUGCAACCAGAUUACUCUCUCUGGGCUAGGAUGUCAAAUGCAUUUCGAUACCUGAAUGGUAUCUAUCUAGGUAUUCAACAAAAGUAUUGCAUUAGAUACCCCUGCAGUUGCCUGUAUAUUGUUUCUGGGUUUCUAUACUUGUAAUAUGCACUAUUCGGACUUUGCAUUGGGAUUUCGGCGGUUAGGUUGCAUGGACUGAGGUUACAAAAAUUUGUUACAAUUCUUUGAACGGAGACUCUACUGGGGUCACAUUAACGAAACGCCCAGCAAAUGGGAAUAUUUGUAUUAUAUACAAAUUUCUAUUAUAUCUAUUAAACAAUGUAGA